Molecule: messenger RNA, 432 nt
Organism: Fusarium venenatum
Lineage: Eukaryota; Fungi; Ascomycota; Sordariomycetes; Hypocreales; Nectriaceae
Source: RefSeq, a predicted model, not a curated record
AUGGCAUCUCCGAACGUUAUGGAAGGGUGGCACAAACUUCCACACGAACUACGACUGGAAAUCCUCAAAUUCGCACUCACACCUCCAAUCAAACUUCCAACCCCUUCAGAAGUUCAACCUGAUGACUGCGUGAGAGCAUGCCUCCAAGUAUGGAAUAGGAAACCCCGGAAUUUAGCGACGGACCUACUUCUGGUGAACAGGCAGUUUCGCGACAAUGUUCAGCGCAUCAUCGAAUUCAUGCCAGAAGUGUAUCACCUCGACGUUAUGGUUCUCAAAGAUUACGGACUUUGGACAACUUGGUACCUCCCGAAACUGCCCGAAUUUACCUGCAUCGAUGAAGUUACCGUCACAUUUCGCAUCUUUCAAUCCGCUGAUGAUCGACUAUUUGGAAUACGCGAGCGGGUGGACACAUGCGAUGCGGGACCUUCAUAA